UUAGAUGUACUGGGGAUGACUGAAGAUCUCAAAAUUUCUUUCCUGUGAUUUUAAACAUACCUUGCCAGUGGUAUUAGCUAUUGACAUUGCUUGAGCCAGUUUCAGGUGUUGCUUUUCGAAAGUCUUUAUUAGUAUCUUAUACUGAUAUUUUAAACACUAGCUAUGAUUGUGUUAACGUGUGUGUACAUGCUAAUUGGUGUGUUUUCUGUGGGUGUAAACAGCUACCCUCAGGGAGCACCCACUCAGACAGAGUCGUGCGUAAAUCUUCAGCCCGUGCACCGGGACCGUCAAACACAGCAGCGUAUCCCGAACAGGCAAGAAAAAGCUCCAUAUAGCGUACUCCUUUCUCAACAAUACUUCGUAGCGUGCCAGAAUCCGACCGCUUGUCAGCAGAAACCCAUACAAGUUGUUAUCCGAGGGAUUCCAAAUCAACAAAUUCCCGGAGCUGGUGGACGCGGUACGCCCUUCCGCGGGUUUAUAAUACAGGCUAGAACUCCAUCUGGUGGCACACGAGCCUGGGGUCGUUUUCUCCCCACACUGUCACGUGACUACAAAACCAUCAGCUGUUCGAACGGCCCGACUCUCACACACACUAGGAAUAGCGAUAAACAGGAAAUCAGGUUCAACUGGAUACCAGAACCAGGCAUGCGCGAACAAGUACAAUUUGUGGCCACUAUAGUACAGAACCUCAGGACUAUUUAUCCAUUAGUGUACUCGAGUAUAAUAAAGCCUGCAAAUGACUUUUUCACUACUACUCCAAUACCAACUACUACAACUCCAACUACCAUUACUACCACUUCUACCUCUCCAACUUCCACUUCUGAUAUAUUCUUUAACUCCACUAUAACAUCUGCUAUAACUGUCCCACUCACAUCGUCUUCCACGCAAGACUCCUUGAUUAACAGUGGUACAACGACAAAAGCCGGCCUCAGUAUGAUCAUAGCUUCUUUCGUGAUGACUUUGCUGUAAUUUUGUUAUCAUCCUGUAAUAUUUAAAGGCCUUGUUACAUUUCAUGACACUUUUAUAAUAUUAUAUUUUUUUUUGCCAAAUCAAUGUACAUGGCAAUACUGAAUAAUUGGAGGUUGUAAUAUCGUUUCACACAUUGUCAUAUCUUAUUUCGUUGCUGUUUAUUGUAUUACUUGCUGUAAUAUCUGAUUGUACUUGCUGUAAUAUCUGAUAAUACUUGCUGUAAUAUCUGAUAAUACUUGCUUUAAUAUCUGAUUAUACUUGCUGUAAUAUCUGAUAAUACUUGUUGUAAUAUAUGAAUAUACUUGCUGUAAUUUCUGAUAAUACUUGCUGUAAUAUCUGAUAAUACUUGCUGUAAUAUCUGAUUGUACUUGCUUUAAUAUCUGAUUAUACUUGUAUGAUAUUUGAUCAAAUGCUGUAAUAUGCAAUGCUCUUUUUAAAGAUUGUGUAAAAUACUUUUCAAAACGUUGCCAUGAAGUCGAAAUUUAAAAGUAAACCGAACAAAUUAUCUUUAUAGGGAAGUAUCUGUGAAACACAUAAUAUCAGCCAAGAUAACAAUAAUGUAAUUUUUUCGUAAAACAAAAUCUUUUACUGUUCUUCAUCACCAGUGUGUUUGUUAUUUCGUUCUUGUAAAGAAUUAAGAUUCGUUGGGAAAAUAUUAGCGCAGCGCAACUGAAAAUUAAAGCCCUAAAUUGCAAAAGUCAUAGAAAGACAAACAAUUUUCAGAAAAUAGAUGACAUAGUCACUUUGAUUAAUUUAUUUAAAAUAAGAAGAAAAACUGAAACAAAGGGAACCCUGUUUUAAAGACCGAUAGGAGAGCAAGUAUGUUUUAAAUAGACACGUGAUCUUACAUGAAGAAGUCUGGUAGGUAUUUAGCAACAGUAUUUUUGUUUAUUUUUAGUCGGAAGCAAUAAAAAAAAAGGUUCUUAUAGACAUAUGGUCUUCUUCAAAACGAUUUUAUUCCAGUAGGCCUUUGUCUUGAAAACAAUUUGUUUAUGUCAAUAGCUAGUCUUAAAAGAAGAUUGCUAUCAGACGGGAACACCAUUUUUAGUAUUCUGAAGAUAAAAAUUAUUCACAGGUACAUGCAGUCUAUUUCGAGAAAUAUCCUUAACAUUUAGUAAUUCUUCAUAGACGGUUUCUUAUAUAAUAACUUGUCUUAGGCAUCAUAACUGUGUUUGUGUGAGGUUAACUGAUUUGUUUGUGGAUGCAGGCAAAUAUGUACCCUAGCAUUUUUUAUCUAUUUUUAUUUAUAUCAUCUUCGUUCCACGUCUUUCAUAACGUUUUGUAUUCAUAAUGGUGAUAUGAUCAUAAAUGUGUAUUUUUAUUUCAUCAAUACUUAAUAUUGACCUUGUAAAUAUGUUAUUAAUACUUUUCGCUCAAUUCAUGAUCAAUGAAUCAUUUCGAGACAUCAGUGAAAGGAAUAUGUAACCCACAGCUGUGUAAUGCAUGACCACCCUGUAGCUGACAAGAGAGAAAUAUGACUCUAUCUUCCAAAAGAAGAAAUCAUCGCGGAUACACUAAUCCAGCAACCUUUUGACCACGGGAAAUAUGAUAUUACUAUAAAACUAACCAUUUACAAAAAAGCAUUUGAACUUUUGAAAUGGUUUAUUAAUAGUUAAAUAUGUUCCCUCUGUAACAAGAUUUCGAUCACAUUGUAAGACUAUCUGUUUGAAAUACCACCGAGAGCAGGCAAGUCCCUGUGCAUGACGUGGUUAUCCCCCUUUGUGUAACACAUCGUUUCCCAAAGGAAAUACAUAACACAUCAUCUUGUUACAGUUUCGUGUGCUUACCACAACGGAAAAAAAGAACAAAUUAUGCAAUCAUACAAUUACACGUCAUAUGAUGCUUGAUAUCCUUAAAUAUGUAGAUAAUCGUAUACUCUCAUAGUCCUUUAUUAACUUAUUUUAUAUCACAUCUCUCAGUAGUAGAAUUCGAAAUGGUAAAGCAGUCUUUUCUAUAUUGCAUUUAAUCUAUAACUUUGAGACGAUCUUUAAAAGCGUGACGAUUCUAUUUGAUUUAACAACAAAACAACCACAAAAUGAAACGGUGGAUCUUUUAUUCUCUCUAAUAUAUUAGUGCUCCUAUGUACCCGAAACAUAUGUAUAAAGUACGGUACUUCACAGCCCCGUUGUAAUUUACAUACUUUCAUAAUAUACUUUAUUGUGUUUUUGUUGUAGCAUAAGUUUGUUGUAGCAUAAGAUAUUACAUACUCGUAGCAUCCCUUUUAAAAAAUUCUUGAUGAUCGGAGUACAAGUUGAAAAACUUAUAAAUUGCCAUAUUCUUCAAUUUUGAGAUGAGAAUAAUAGAUUUUUGAGUCUUUAUUUGCUGCAAAUAAUUGUUGAAAAAAACAAGAUUCCUUUUUCAACUUUUUUGAUGUUUAUUUUUAAAUUCGGCAAGUAUUGCAAAUGUAAAGCAUAUGCUAUAAAAAAAAAAUAAAUCUUAAAUGACUUUGCAAUUAGUCCGGAAUCAUUCUAAAUGUUAAUAUUGAUCUUUGUCUAUGUUAUUAAGCAUCUUUGCUUUUAGCAGCUUCUUUUUCAUUCUUAUUUUUAUGUAGUUUACUUUUCUAUCCCGGCAGCUAACAUGCCAAAUAUAUUAACAUGCAUGGCUUUUUCUGAACUAGUCUUGCGUGAUAGAAGGAUUUUGAUAAAUCAGUUUACUUUUUGUACAUAUAUUCCUCAGUGUAAAUAAACCAUUCAAAUACA
Messenger RNA from Mizuhopecten yessoensis (Yesso scallop), 3668 nucleotides. RefSeq names its product defense protein l(2)34Fc-like. NCBI's taxonomy places the organism in Eukaryota, Metazoa, Mollusca, Bivalvia, Pectinida, Pectinidae. Gene Ontology annotation, molecular function: oxidoreductase activity, acting on metal ions. The record is from RefSeq and is a predicted model, not a curated record. Bases 163 to 969 code for a protein of 268 amino acids. The transcript is spliced from 5 exons.